AUGCCAGAGCCCACAAAGAAAGAUGAGACGCCAAAUGGUCAGCCAGAAGAAAGUGUUGCCCCAGACAGUAACGGUGCCAUGCCCCUACCUGAGAUUUCCCUGGAGGUUUCUCCACCCCCAGAGGCGGUAGCAGAUGGGAAAGAGCCAGUAGAUACUGAUGGGAAGAAACCAGAGCCCACAGAGCCUGAUCCAUUACAGGCUGUGGUGGCUCAGGAGCCGAGCCCCACCGAGAAUGGCUCAAACCAACCACAGCCUGGUGGGGUUGGGGUAAAAGAGCAAGCAGAGUCCGGUAAUUCUACUGUAAAGGAAGAGGGACCUUGCUCUCCCCCAUCAACUGAUGAUGAUGAUGCUGCAGCCACUACCCCAUCCCCAACACCCCAAGCAGAGGAUGCCAAUUCACUCAAGAAACUCUCAAUUGAGCUGCCUAAUGAUAGCGUCCCUGUGCCAGCCAUGGGGAGAAAAGACUCAGUGUGGUCUCUGGGAGAUGGCCAGGGCCCAGAGGACCUGGACAAGCCCAUUGACAGCCCACCACGGUCCACCCUGAUGAUAGAGAGUCCACAAAGUGCCUCUGUCGCUGUGGGUGGAGACAUCAGCUUUGUUGCCAAGGUGGAAGCCAAAGAUCUCCUCCGCAAACCCACCAUCAAGUGGUUUAAAGGAAAAUGGAUGGAUCUGGCCAGCAAGACAGGAAAGCACUUACAGCUGAAAGAGACCUUUGACCGAUUGACCAAGAUGCACACAUAUGAGAUGCACAUCAUCAAGGCCAAAGACAACUAUGCUGGAAACUACAGGUGCGAAGUCACCUACAAGGACAAGUUUGACAGCUGUUCCUUUGACUUGGAAGUUAAAGAAACUGAACAGGGCUCACAGAAUAUUGAUAUUCGAUCAGCUUUCAAAAGAAGCAGUGAAGGACAAGAAGAUGCAGGGGAGCUUGACUUUAGUGGUCUUCUUAAACAUAGAAAUCAAAGGGAGCCGAAAAUGGAUGACACUCCAGAGGUGGAUGUGUGGGAGAUCUUGAAGAACGCCCGGCCAGAUCAAUACGAGAAGAUUGCCUUUAUGUACGGCAUCACAGAUCUGAGGGGUCUACUGCGGAGGAUGAAGAAGAUCCCAAGAGAGGAGAAGAAAAGCGAAGCUUUUGCAAAGAAACUGGAUCCAGCAUAUCAGGCAGAUAAAGGUGGAAAGAUCCGCUUGGUGGUGGAUCUGGCCGACCCCACAGUUGAGCUGAAGUGGUACAAGAACGGACAGGAAAUCAGAUCCACUCCCAAUCUGAGGAAGUAUAUCUUUGAGCAUAAGGGCACGCAAAGGAUUAUGGUCAUCAACAACUGCUCCUUGAAUGAUGACGCAACUUAUUCUGUAGCUGCGGGAGACGAGAAAUGUGCCACAGAGCUGUUUGUCAAAGAGUUGCCAGUUAAGAUAGUUAAACAAAUUGAAGCGGUGAAGACCACAGUGAACGAGAGGAUUGAGCUGGAGUGUGAGGUGUCAGAGGAAGGUGCUCAAGUCAAAUGGAUGAAGAACGGUGUUGAGGUUCCAACUGGAGUGCGCUCCAGAUACCGAGUUAAGUGUGAAGGAACAAAACACUUCUUGGUGAUUGAUGAUGCCUCCAGGGAGGACACUGGAUCAUACUCCAUCAUGGCUACCGGUGGCACAUCUGUGGCUCAUGUACAGGUUGACUUGAAACCGCUGAAGGUGUUCCUGGACUUGCAAGAUAUGAAGGUGAUGCUGGGUCAACCCAUCAAGCUUCACUGUGAGAUUUACCCAGGCAAUGUCCCAGGUCGUUGGUACAGGAAUGGACAGCUGAUCCAACCCAAUGACCGUAUCAACAUAAUACACAGAAAUAAGGUCCAUCGUCUUGAAGUUGCGACCAGCUCCCUUCACGAUACAGGAGAUUACACUUUUGUACCAGAGGGAUAUUCACAGAGCCUCUCUGCCAAAAUUCACAUCAUUGACCCACCAAGGGUGCACUUGGAGAGCUUGAACUUCCCAGACAACACGAUGACAAUUGUGGCAGGAAACAAACUUCGCUUGGAGAUCCCCAUUACUGGAGAACCAGCACCCAGGGUGGUGUGGAUGAAGGGAGAAAGGGUGAUUCUUGAGUCAGGCCAUCGUGUCCGAGCUGAAACGUACGGCGACCAGACCAGCCUGACAAUUGACGUCACAGAGCGGGAGGACACAGGCAACUACAAGAUAGUCCUCCAGAAUGAGGCUGGUGAAGCAUCAGCCAGCGUCAAAAUCAAGGUUGUAGACAUCCCUGACCCUCCAGAGGCUCCCUUGGUCCCAGAGGUGGGUGGUGAUUGGUGUUCUAUGAAAUGGGAACCACCAAAAUAUGAUGGAAGUUCACCAAUAUUGGGUUACUUCAUCGAGAGAAAAAAGAAACAGAGCUCCAGAUGGAUGAGACUGAACUUUGACUUGAUCAAAGAAACAUCAUUCGAACCCAAGAAAAUGAUUGAAGGAGUGCCAUAUGAAGUGCGGAUCUUUGCAGUCAAUGCCAUUGGUGUGUCCAAGCCCAGUGAACCAUCCAAAGCCUUUACUCCCCUCGCUGUGACCAGUGAGCCCACCAUGCUGGUUGUGGAUGAUGUCACCGACACCACAGUGACCGUAAAGUGGCGUCCUCCUGAGACCAUCGGAGCUGCCGGUCUGGACGGAUACUUAGUGGAGUACUGCAUAGAAGGAACUGAUGAUUGGGUAGUAUCCAACACUGAGCUGACAGAGAAGACCAAGUACACCAUCACAGGGCUGAGUCCAGGGAGUAAAAUCUUAAUUCGAGUCAAAGCCAUGAAUGCUGCCGGAGCCAGCACUCCAAGGACCAUUCAGCACUCUGUCCUGGUCAAAGAAGUUAUUGAACCACCCAAGAUCCGCGUCCCCCGACAUUUGAAGCAGACAUGCACUCGUAGAGUUGGAGAAGCAGUCAACCUCGUGGUGCCAUUUAUGGGCAAACCCAGGCCGAAGGUCGGCUGGAUGAAAGAGGGCAAGUCCAUAGAGCCUACCCACGUCAGCAUCCGCAACACAGACUGUGACAGCAUCAUCUUCAUCCGUAAAGCAGAACGCAGCCACUCUGGAAAGUAUGAGAUGACCGUGCAGGUUGAAAACUAUGUGGACACGGCCAUUCUUGACAUACAAAUCGUAGACCUACCUGGGCCUCCUCAGUGUGUGACGAUUGAAGAUGUUUGGGGAGGAAAUGUGGCUCUGGUCUGGACUCCUCCAAAAGACAAUGGCAACGCUCCAAUAACAGGCUACACCAUUCAAAAAGCAGACAAGAAGACAAUGGAAUGGUACACAUGCAUUGAGCACUAUCAUCGCACCUGCAUCACCAUCACAGAGUUGGUGGUAGGGAAUGAGUAUUUCUUCAGGAUCUUUGCAGAGAACAUGUGUGGCCUAAGCGAAACUGCCACCCAAACCAAGAAAAGUGCCCUCAUCGUCAAAGAAGGCAUGCAGGUGAAAACGCACGAGUACACCGACCACGACUUCAUGGAAGCACCGAAGUUCACGCAGCCACUGAUCAACACUUUUGCUAUCGCCGGCUACAACGCUACUCUAAACUGUAGUGUCCGUGCCAACCCAAGGGCAAAAGUGAUCUGGAUGAAGAAUAAGAUAGCCAUCCUGGACGACCCACGCUACCGUAUGUUUAGCAACCAGGGAGUAUGUACUCUGGAAAUCAGGAAGCCCAGCCCCUAUGACGGCGGCAUGUACACUUGCAAGGCCGUCAACGACCUGGGAGAGGCCCAAGUGGACUGCAAGCUGGAGAUCAAAGGCGGCUUCACCUUCUUCGAACUCAUGCAACGCGGAGUGCCCCUACACCUGAUUGACAAGUACAUGAACGAGAAGGUUGUCGAGCAAGAGAAGUAAAAUCGGACGGAGUGCAAUAAGACAAUUUUGCCUUGCAGACAUCUGCUGCCAGUAGUGACCCUCUUCCUCUUCUCUCGCCUACUGAGAUCAGCUGGGAGCUAGUUAUCAUAGAAGAAGAAAAAAAGCUCACUUCUUUGUCACCCUCUUGUGUUCGAAAGACUCAGCUCAGAUGCAUGCCGGCAGUGUUUUGGUUCAAGCUUUGAUAAGUUCAUGUAGUGUGUAAAAAAAAAAAGAAGAAAAAAACAUAUACAAUGCACAUAUAUAGCACAGUGAUACACUUACAGUAUUUACAUGUUGUUCUUGUUGGAAGUGUCUGUUGAAGGUGAUAAUUUAUUUCCGGGGUCUGAAAGAAGGGAAAAGGGAAUGUAUAAACAAAGGUUUGGCGUUCGUACGGUGUGUCAAAACUUAUAUAUGGCAAGAAAAAUGACUAUAAUCCAGAACAAUGUUGGAUAAAUGAAUGUGUAGACCCUAAGUUAAUUCACAUUAAUAUUUGUUGAUUUCCCCUUUUCUGUGUAGAUCUUUUAUGUUUAAUAAGUGAGAACAUGUAGAAGUUUACACACAGUCCAUAUUCUGCAUGACACAUUAUGCUUUUUGGAUUAAUAUUGGACUUGAGGCUUGAUUGAUGCUCAGUCAUGUGCGCAUGCCUUUACCUUU
Messenger RNA from Cottoperca gobio, 4494 nucleotides. RefSeq names its product myosin binding protein C1 (gene mybpc1). The record is from RefSeq and is a predicted model, not a curated record. NCBI's taxonomy places the organism in Eukaryota, Metazoa, Chordata, Actinopteri, Perciformes, Bovichtidae. Gene Ontology annotation, molecular function: protein binding.